GGCAGCGGUGGGGCCGGUCGGGACAGUCUGGGCACAUUCCUUGGUGCAGGCACUGCCAGCGACUUGGGGUCCUGCAGCCUGGGGACAGCAGAACAGCAAGGGAAUAUCAAAGGCGUCUCUAAGAUGGACCUCCUGGAGCAGGCUGGUUCUGGCCUCGCUGACCCCCAGGUGAGUUCCUUGCUGCGGACCCUGCAGGACAAGGUCCCGACAUUCCUCCAGCCCCAGUACUGGCUGCGCUCCUGGAUGUGGCAGGUCUGGAUGGAACUGAUCAAGGCAGCACAGGUGAGCAGCUCCAAGCAGGCAGUGGCAGGAGCGGCAAGCACAGCGGCGUUCUUCCUCUGUGAGGGGCUGCUGGGUCAGCACUUUGAUGUGGUGCCCAACGGGGUGGCUGAGCCCCAGCCUGGGGACCUCUUCCUCUUCCCACUGGCCUCAGGGGGACCCGGCUGGUGGGGUGCCCACGCUGGUGUCUAUUGCGGUGAUGGGGAGAUCAUCCAUCUGGAAGGCACCUCAGGAACAUCCCCAACAGGGAUUGUGGCCAAGCAUGGUAAGAGCCACCUCGUGAGGACACGGGGCCCUGCCAAGGUGCUGCGGAUGAAGGGGGGACUGGAUGCGGCUGCCCUGCAGUGGCGGAUCCAGGCAGCCAUGGACAUGGUGCUGGAGUACGAUGCUGUCACCUGUAACUGCAUCCACUUCGCCCUUGCCCUGUUGGGGCUGGGCCAGCUCAAUGGGGACAUGAUGUUCCCAGCGCUGCAGUGAAGGAGGUGGUGAUGUGACCUGGGGAGCACGUAGGUCUGGAGCACCUUUCCUGGGCUACCAGUGGGAUGAAGGAUACGAGACAAAGGAUCUGGGAAUAAGAACGUGGGACUGUCACCACCCAAAUGGAUGAGGAUCGUUGAGGUUUUGAAGUUUCCUCAGGUUAAAUUAAGGUGAAAUGACACCAAACAAUUGGCUGAAUGUUUGGGUUUUUUUUUGUAUCACGCUAAGUUAUUUAGCACAAGAUGUGGAGUAUAUAUCUAUACCUUAUUGGCAAUAAGGGUUACAUACAAGGUAAAUAUUUUCUCUAAUAUCAUUGAUGUUUUCAUCUCCCACAUAUAUGCCAUACCAAUUUCAAAAUCCAUGUACAUUACAUAAAGCAUUUAGCGGACUUAUUAAAAUUUAGCAAAAAUUG
Molecule: messenger RNA, 1168 nt
Organism: Gallus gallus (chicken)
Lineage: Eukaryota; Metazoa; Chordata; Aves; Galliformes; Phasianidae
Product: epididymal protein-like
Exons: 7
Coding region: 124-756 (210 amino acids)
Source: RefSeq, a predicted model, not a curated record